AUGCUACUGCUGCUUCUCACUGGCCUGGCACUUGUGAAUGCAAAGAAUUCAUGUGUUCCCGGCUCUGCGGAGUGUGCAGGAAAUACUCUUCGUGUCUGUGGAAUGAACAAACAGUGGGCUGUGAUUGACUGUCCCGAAGAUACUAAAUGCAAGGUACUUGGUGAAAACGUAACAUGCGCCAGUAAUAGCAAAGAUGCGGAUGGUCUCCAUAAGAAACACGAUAUUGAUUCACGUCUUAGUGAUCAAGAUCCUGAUUCUGAUAUUGCCAAUCAGGACAAUGAACAUGUUGAUGCGAAUCCAGAGCAUGAAAAGAAUAAAAGCAAUAAUGGUAAUAUCGAUAAUGAUGAUAAUCAAACUACCACUAAAGAAAAUGAACAUCAUGAUGAAUCACAUGAAAGUACCAAGCCUGAGGAUGAUACAAAUAACAGAGACAACGAUACUCAACAACCAGUCAGGAGUGGACGGUUAAGAACAAAGCGUAAUGCUUCUCCAAGAUUACGAAACAACGCAAAGACAAUCACACGGACAAUAAACAAUGGAGGAGAGUCUUCUACUGUAACCAUCACAAGAAUGAUUGUCCAAAAGCAGGCACCUUCAGAGAUCAAGCUUGAGUAUGUUUCAAACCAAAUAGAGCCGAGUGUUAAGCCUAUUGAUGCAUCUGCGUCCAGUCAGCCAUCUUUACCCAGCAGCCAGAGCAAAGAGAAUGUAGCUGAACCAUUAGCAACUAAUGUUAGUGCCCCUAAGAGCACAGGAUUGAUGAAUCAACAGCCAGCAACAUCCACUCCGAGUACAUCUAGUCAACAACCAUCAACAUCUACGUCUGGUCAACAACCAUCAACUGCUACACCAGCUCAAUCUACAUCAAAUACCAAUGCAUCUCAACCUAUACCAAGUUCACCGAAUUCUAGUACAGUUAAUAAUACAACUAAUACAUCUCAGCCUGCACAAAACACAUCUAAUGCUGGUUCAACUAACACAAAUGGUUCAUCUCAGCCUGCACAAAACACAUCUAAUGCUGGUUCAACUAACACAUCUCAGCCUGCAUCUGACAAAUCUAAUGGCACAUCUGGCAGCAAACCCAGCGUUCCAUCAUCCGGCGGAAACGUGAACAUAACUUCUGAAAAACUUAUAGAGGCUCUGACAAAGCUGAGUUUUGCUCCAAAUCCACAAUUCGUUGAUGCAGUGAUCAGCAGAGUAAACUCAAAGUUUACAGAUAUGAACAGUGCAGUCAUGUUUUUGGCACAAUGCGCACAUGAGUCUGGAGGAUAUCAAUACAUAGAGGAAAUAGCAUGUGCUGGCGGUACAGGCUGUGCUGGCCAAUAUGGAACAGGUGCACCGGGGAAAUCCUACCAUGGACGCGGGUUUAUACAAUUAUCAUGGCCAGAUAACUACAAAGCAGCAAGCCAGGCUCUUGGAUUGGGAGAAGAUCUUUACAAUGAUCCUGAUAAGGUUGCACAGGAUCCAAACCUUGGUGCCGAUGUCUCCAUAUACUUCUGGGAGGCAAAUGUAGCAAAUGCACCAGGCGUGAAGGAAAACCACUUUGGUGCAUCCACAAAGGCAAUCAAUGGGAGUUUAGAAUGCACAGGCUCAAAUCUCGACAAGAGCAAGCGAAGGUUCGAGAUAUAUACUGCUCUUGUUGAGGCAUUCGGCGUUAGCGAUCCUGCUGAUGAAAGCGGAUGCUACAAUUGA
Ordospora colligata OC4 is the source of this 1689-nucleotide messenger RNA. Its product is annotated as endochitinase. Lineage: Eukaryota; Fungi; Microsporidia; Ordosporidae. The transcript has a single exon. The coding region runs from base 1 to 1689 and encodes 562 amino acids. The record is from RefSeq and is a predicted model, not a curated record. Gene Ontology annotation, biological process: cell wall macromolecule catabolic process; chitin catabolic process. Gene Ontology annotation, molecular function: chitinase activity.